Messenger RNA from Prorocentrum cordatum, 3486 nucleotides. NCBI's taxonomy places the organism in Eukaryota, Dinophyceae, Prorocentrales, Prorocentraceae. The record is from the annotation of a GenBank genome assembly.
GGCCGCGCAGCCCCUCGCCUCGGGAUUCGCGGGCGCCGCCAGCGCGGGGCUGCUGCUCGGGCAGGCCAGCCCCGCCACUGGCGCCGCGGUGCAGCGGUCCAAUGCCGUCUUCGCGAGACUGCGGGGCGCGCAGACACCCGCCGCGGACUUGGUCGAGGCCCUGCGGCAGCUGGCAGCGGUCGGCCGGGAGGCCAACCCCGAGGACCUCGAGAUGGUGGCCGCUCGGCCGCAGCUGCGGCAGCUGCUCUCCGCACUGGCGCAGAAGCUCCCGCGGGACACCGCCGAGCAGUCUGCCUGGGAGCCGGCGUGGACGGCCGAGGUCGUGGCCGCACUGCGCGACCUGAGGCUCACGGGCGCGGACCCGCAGCUGUGCACGCGAUUAGGCCACACCAUCGUGCAGGCGGCGCCAGGCCUGCAGCUGGACGCCCUGCUCCACGCAGUCUGCGACCUCUGCGGCGUGGCCGCCGGAGGUGCCGCCCUGGACGGCGCCGCGGGCUCGCUGGACUCCCCGCGCGCUCCGGACGACUACGCGCUGUGGGUGCUGGGCUCGCGCUUGGAGCGGCUAUGCGGGAGCCAUGCACCCGGUGAGCUGCCCACGAGGCAGCUGGUGCACCUGCUGCACCUCUUCGCCCACCCUGCCGUGAUGUGGCGGGCGCCGGCCCGGACCUCGGAGGUCGUGCUGAGGCACGUGAGGCACGGGCUACCCGACUGCGGGGUGGGCGAGCUGGCGAAUCUGCUGCAGGCCUACGGCGACUCGCCCGCCGUGGCCGCGGAGGUGCUGGCAGAGGUGGGCCGAGGGGCCGCCGAGCGGCUCAAAGGCGCGGGCAUGGCGGAGCUCACGGCCGUGGCGUCGGCGCUGCCCGGCCAGGCGGAGGUGCCAGCUGGGCUGACGGCGGCAGUGCUGACCAGGCUGGCGUCGGUCGUGGCCGAGGGCCCCGCCGCCUCGCUGGACUUGGCCAUCGCCGCGCUCUCGGGUGCAGCGGAGGCACCAGUGCACGCCGACGCGGAGGCCGCGGCCGUCGCGCGGGCGGCGCUCCGCAGGGCCCUGAGCACCGUGGGCGCCCGCGCGACCGCUGCGGGCGGGGGCGAGCUCGACGCGUGGGCGCCUGCCGCCGCGCAGUCGCUGGUGCCGCGCAUGGAGGAGCUGUCCACGCUGUCGCUCGUCCAGCUUGCCGCCUCACUCGCGGCGGUGGGCGGCGACGCCUCCGCGGCCCCGAGGUUCGGAGACGCGGGCCCGGCCCUGUUCGAGGCUAUCCAGACCGUGGCGAUAUCCCGCGCGCCGGCGCUGGCGGUGCAGGACUUGGCGGCCGUCGCCUCCGCGCUGGCCGCCGCCGGGGUGCUCGAUCGAGGUCUCCUGGAGGCCUUCGACGUGGAGGCCGCGCUGGCCAGGCCCCUGGAGCCCGCCACGGCUGCGGAGCUAGCAUGGGCCAUGGCCGUCGCGAAGCUGGAGAGCCCCACGGCGUGGGCCCUCGCGGCGCUGCAGUUGGAGGGCCCAGGGUGGCUCGAAGCAGGCGCGGGCUCCAAGUCCAGGUUCUACGAGGCGAUACGCUCGUGCCAGGUCGUCCGGGGCGCCCAGUGGAGGCCUGGCAGCGCUGCCGCGGAGGCACUGGAGGCCUCCUCCUGGCGAGAGUGCUGGGCCGCCCAGCGCAGCUCGGGGUGGGCGCCCUCGGCACUCGACGGCACGGUGUCAUCACUGCUGGAGGCGCUGGGAGAGGACUUCCAGCCCGCCGCGGAGGGCAGCGACGGCCUGUACGUCAUGCCCUUCUUCUCCGAGCGCAAGAGCGUCGUCAUCGACCACCUGUCCGUGCCCGCGAGGCACGCCGUCUCGCAGGAGGCGCGGGGCGACCUGAGCCUUAGGCACCAGGUGUGGUCGGCGACCGGCCACAGCGUGCUGGGCAUCCCGGACACGACCUGGGCGCAGCUGGCCGCCCGGGUGCCCGAGCCGGAGCCCGCCGCGGAGGGCCAGUCCAGCGCGGAGGCGGCCGCCGAGCGGGAGGCCGCGGUGCGCGCGGUCCAGGCCGAGUGGCUCCGCGGCAGGCUCGAGGGGCUCCGCCGAAAGGACCUGCUGAUGGAGGCCGAUUUGCAGGACGACGUGCUGGACCUCGUGCGAGACCUCCCCGUGGGCGACGGCGGCCUCAAUGUGGACGCGCUGCGGGCGCUGGCCGACCGGCCUGGCGAGGUGAGGAAACGCGCGGUGCGGGUCUUCCAGAAGACCUUCGAGGAGGACCGCGUGAAGAGCCCGUCCGGGUGGAUGAUCGGCAUCAUCAAGCGAGAGGCGGCGGCCUACGCCGAAGAGCAGAAGAAGGCAGAGGAGCGGAAGGAGGCCUCGGCCGGGACCAGGCCCGAUCAGGGCUGGAGCCGGCCCACGGGCAAGCCCCUGGAGGAGGUGAAGCUCGGCGAGCGGCUGAGAGGAGUGGUGACCAACGAGCUGCUGGGCAGGGUCUGGGUCAAUGCGGGCCACACCCACGACGUGACGUUCCGCACGAAGGCCGACCGCUUCAAGGUGGACUACCGGCUCACCAACCUCAAGGUGGUGUCCAUCGACCUGAGCAGGAAGCGGAUCGAGGUGGAGGAGACGAGGCAGACCAAGGCCAUCCCGCCAGGGACAGCGAAGAAGUCCAAGGCCAGCGACAGGCUCCUGGAGCCUGGCCACCUGGACGCCCGGCCGCCCGGCGGCGCAAGGACGUCCAACCGCCAGGGCCCCGCCGCGGCCGGCGGCGCCGCGAAGACCAGCAGGCAGGGCCCCGCCGCGGCCGGCGCCGACGCCCCAGCCUGGCGCGAGGCGGCGGCGCCGCGGCCAGCGGCUGGCUGGCAGCGCCGCGGCAGGCCCUUGGCCGAGCUGGUGGUCGGCGAGGCGGCCGCCGGCCGCGUGACGAACGUGCUCCACAAUCCGGACGGCCAACAAAGGCAGCCUCGGUGUCCGAUGAUGGCGGAUUUGGAAAGUUCAUCCCUACACCCCCCUCAUACGCCAGACCAGAUCACCGACGAUAUCAUCUUUCCAGUCCCGGCGAUAUUACUCGAUUCUGGCCUCUGGGGCCCAGUGUCGGGCCCCGGGACCAUGAGAAACGCAUCUGGGACGAAAAGCGAUCUCCGGCGGAAGGGUGGGAACGCCUCGGGAAGCGCAUUGAAACAAUAUCGAUUGAUGCUUGGGAAGGCGCGCGAACGUUUACAGUGCUAUACAAAGCAGUGCUUCCACAAGCGCUGAUCAUGCACAAGAUCAGAACUCAGAUUGGCACAGAAUGUUUCCUUGUGUAGUGUGGUCGUCCACUCGUUGCGCGGACGUCCACAGCGAGUGAAUACCUCAUCAAGGAUUUGCGGCGUUGUUCGCCCGCGGCGUUCUCUGGGCAUCCGGAGGCUUCUCGUCGCCACGCCGGGAUUCCCCUCGCGAUUCUAAGCAGAAGGCACCCUCCCGAGUCGACUGGGAGGCGGUUUUUAAUUGGCAUGAGCUUUCGGAGGUCUGAGCGGAUUCCUUUGGGUCUGCGCUGG